GGAUGUCUCCAGGUAGGUAGGGGAGGGAAGCUGGCUGGCUGACUAACCCAUUAGCUGUGCAGUUGCUCCCAUAUUGCUUAGCGGAGCUCCAGCACAGAGUAAUCCAGCUGUCAGUGCGAGUAAGUGAGGCAGGAGAACUCGGAGUGUGUCGGCAGUGUGCACUCCCGGUGGGUACCACAAGGCCGGAGCUGGACUACAAGAUACACGAGCAGCAUUUGGAAAGAACUGCGGACAUAUACGCACACAUUUUCAAGAACAACAGGGAAGGAAAAGUCGUACGAGAUUAAAAAAAAACACUUGAGAGCAAUGCGCUGGCAGCAUGGCCAAAUGGUUCAAGGAACACCUAGGAUUCAAAAGCACCAAAGCGCCCCCUCCUGCUCCCCCGAAACCGGACUAUCGACACUGCCACCCGGCAGCGCCCGGCACGCCCGCAUACCAUCAACAACAGCUCAGCGUUGGGGCGACUGCCCUGUACCUGAGCGCCGCGCAGCCAGAUAUUCUCGCCGCCUACAGGCUUCAGAAGGAGCGGGACUUCGAGGAUCCUUAUACAGGCAGCGGCUCGUUUCCUGGACGCUCAGGUUCCACCGGAUCACCAGAUAUCAAAUAUGUUUCUCCCAAGCACCGGCUUAUCAAGGUGGAAUCAAUCGAGAAAUGCAACCCAAAUCCAGUCAGUGCCAACAGCUCAACCCCCGCCGCUUCCGCUGGGAACGUGAAAUCGCCCACUUCACCUCCCGCAGAACAGGAACACAAACACGAGAAGCCUGUUAUCCUAGAAGACUAUGCCGACCCCUUUGAUGCCAAACAGACCAGUGGGACCCAGGCAGCACCAGAGCAGGUGACGGAAAAUGAUGGCUACAUGGAGCCUUAUGAGGCCCAGAAAAUGAUGGCUGAAAUACGUGGGGGGCGAGGUGGGAAGGAAGGACUGACAAAGCCACUGCACCUCUACGACACCCCCUAUGAGCCAGUGGAGAACGGGAGCGACUCGGACCCAGAGCGAGGGACCCGCCCCCCCAGGGAGAGCCGUCUGCCCCAGGACGAUGAGCGGCCCCCUGAAGAGUACGACCAGCCCUGGGAGUGGAAGAAGGACCGCAUUUCCAAGGCAUUUGCAGUAGAGAUUAAAGUGAUCAAGGACCUGCCCUGGCCCCCUCCAGUGGGCCAGCUCAAUAGCAGCCCCCCCACAGAGGAGGGAGGGGAAGCCCCCACGCUGCCAGAGGCACCCCCAGUACCCUCUUGCCAGACUGCUUCCGAAGAACAUAACGUCCAGUUCGAUGGUGCUGAGAAAUCGCGUAUGUCGCCCACCAAGGAGGGCAAGGCACGGCCCCCCCAGCGCCACUCAAGUGGGAGCUUGUCAGGCGUGAAGCUUGGCUCCCUAGACCACAGCGCCUCCCUGGGGGAGAGGAUUGAUCCUACCCUGCCCCUCGAGAACCAGUUCUGGUACCAUGGCACCAUCAGCAGGACGGACGCAGAGAACCUCUUGCGCCUGUGCAAAGAGGCCAGCUACCUGGUGAGGAACAGCGAGACCAGCAAGAAAGACUACUCCCUCUCACUUAAGAGUAGCCAGGGCUUCAUGCAUAUGAAACUUUCCCGUACCAAAGAGAACAAGUACAUCCUGGGCCAGAACAGCUCCCCCUUCAACAGCGUGCCAGAGGUCAUCCACUUCUACACCAGCCGCAAGCUGCCCAUCAAAGGGGCAGAGCACAUGUCUCUGCUCUACCCUGUUGCCAUCAGGACGCUAUAGUAUAGCCACUGGGAGCAGCACUGGACAGAAAGCAAAUCUGCCACCAGGGCCUCCUCCCAACAUCACAAAGGUCAUCUCAUCUAGGACUAUUUAGAUCUGCAGAGUGGAUGCGAAUGUGUGCGUGUAAGUGUGUGCAUAAAUUAUUAUUAAUAGAAUUAAGCGCUUGGCUAUUGGAAUUCUGGUUGGUUCUAAAAUCCGGUGAGUUAAUAGUAGAACUUGGGGGUGGCUUCUAUUUCAGUCCCAUCAUUGCAUGUAAUCCUCUUGAAUCACCAGUAGGAGCUGCUGUGCAUUCUGUGGUCCGGUGACCUGUCUAUUUUAUAUGUAUUAAUGAGACCCUCUUUGUUUAACACUGUCCUUCUUUGAAAUCAACUGUUGAAGCCUCUAAACGAGUCUCUGCAAGGUCUAAAAAGAAUCCCCCAAAGACUUCUGUCACUGCAGGUACUAUUCCCCAUCUGCGCAGUGACCAAAGAAGAUCCAAGAAUAACCUGUGCUGCAAUAAAAGCCUUUCUUGGGCUAAUGGUCUGAUCCUCAAAUGAAAUCCUUUAUAUACUGUUGUAAGCAGUCUGUUAUUCCAGGAUCUCCCGUGUAGUUUCAUUUUAUUAUGAAGUUAUAAAAAGCUCCCCAGCUCAUUAUGGUUUAAACUGUGUUUCCACUGCUCAGCCUUAUUGUGCUCUGUGCACUCUCACCCCUGUAGAGCACCAAAAAACUUCUCAUGGAACUAAAAUCUAUUUGAAGUUCAACAUCAAAGCUGAUCGAUAUAGUUUAGCAAUUUUAGACAGUUACACAUACUGCAUACCCUCCCAAUAAGCUCUGCUUAUAUGUGUCCAGUCAAUAGGUAAUGAAAUGGGGCAUAUUUUUGCUUUGCUUUGAGGCCACAUUUAUAUCACAGUUUACAUUUCUCAGGAUGGAUUUCCAAGGGUUUGGCUUGUGUGUAGACUGUUUUUAUUUUUCCAUUUGGGGGGGGGGGACUGCUACACUUUGUAUGAAUUUCUCUCCUAAAUGACAUCGGGGCUGUGGUAUAAUUUAAAAAAGUGAUCAGAAAGACAGUGUUGCUGUGGUACUGUGUUGUUGUGCAUAGUAAUAGAUAACCACCCUCUGGUACUGUAAACUGUAAUUGGGGACAACCCAUGGUUCUGAAGAUACAACUUAUGAACACAGUCUGUCCCCAAGAGUAAUAACUGACUUCUCAGUAUAACAAGUGGAAUACCAAGUAUUUCCAUCAGCUACACUUUUUGAAAACUCAAAAAUCAUUGACAUAACCUAGUUGAUUUACUUAUUGCUUAUAUAACUUGUGGAAACGUUUAUUUUUUUAAUGCAGUGGUGUGGGAUACAGUAUUACAGAACUAGUUUUUCUUCUGAGGUAUGGGUGUAUUUAAAGAAUUAAAGAACAAUGUGUUGUGUUUUGUUUUAUAAUAAAUUAUGUACAUAUAUUUCUGCCUGGCUUAUUGCAGUCUUGUUAUAAAACUCUGUUGGGUGGAUUAAAUUGAAACUUGUCAUAGACAACCGCUAGGUAAGUUUAAAUAAAUUCAAUUAACAGUUCUGCCACUGGUUGUUUGGAACAGGUGGAGUUUGUUCAACUGAAUACAGCAACCAUUUCAAUAUUAAAAAUAGGUCAAAACCUAGAGUUUUACUUACUUUUAAAGACAAAAAUAAUCAGAUAAGACUCACAUUCACUCUCACAUGUUUCUUUUCACAAAGUCCCUUCUUUUUAAAGAUGUAAAGUGUUGCAGAAUACCCUGCAAAAGCAUUACGUUACCUUUGCUGUGUCCCGUGUUGUCUGCAACGUUAGUAUUUUAAACGUAUUGCCGACUCUUUUGAUAAUUACACAUCAUGAGUAAAUCAACUAGGCAAUAAGUUUCUCAGCAGUUACUCGGGAGCAUUCACCAGGAGAAGAAAUGAAAGGAUCGCAGUGUAUCAAGACAACACGAUUGCUGCGCUAUGGACAGCACUGGAUACAGCAAAGGUAAAGUAAACAUUGCAGGAGGUUCUGGGCAGCUGCAAAAUGUAGAUCCACCACCGUUUAGAUCAAAUGAAUGCAUCUCCGUGUCCCACAACAGACUUUCCUUGUGUUUGUAUGUUAAGCACUAACCAGAAAACAAAUUGAUUUCAUCCAACUCUUUCAGAUGAAGAUCAGAUGAAUUAAAAUCCACAGAGAUACCUCAUAAAGGCAAUGGCCACUGUGUACAGUCCCACCAUUAAUACCCUGCAGACAUUACCUGCUAGAUAACUGAUCUCUGCAUCACACUCUGAAAGACGGGUAUGGAUAAUGUCAGUGGCUGCCAGUUUAAUGGAAUACCUUAUUAAGUAAUGCUCAUUUGUACGUGAUCGCAGAGCUUGAAACUAAGCUGCUAUUCCAAUGAGCUUUUAAGCUUGACUGGCAUCUAGCAGUGAGAAUAACCGCUUCUCUAAAAACCGGAUUGACUGGGACGGUCUUUGAGGUCUAUAAUAGGCAGUUUAAGAAUGCCAACAAAGGAGAUGAAGUAAGCCUCCAGGCAAGAAUAUGGUGGCUCAUUAUACAGUCUGUUGCCAUUGUUGAUCUAGCAUGGAGAAAUGACAUGUUUAAAAAAAUAAAUAAAUAAAUAAAUGGCACUAGAUUAUUUUCUCCUAAAGCAACAUUGGUCUAGCAGUCAAGAAGUGUAAGAUCAGAUGUUGCACACACACUGUCACGGAGCAAAUUAAGGGAGUUGACAGAGUCAUAGCAGAAGGUUUGUAGUCAUAACUGCUAAAUGAGGGUGUUAAUACUGGUAUCCCAUCCCAUCCUGCUCUGCAGCAAUCAAAGCCACUUUUCAUAUGAUUAAUAGACAAGCCUAGACUUUAAGGCAUAUUCAAAACAAUAUUAUUGUCUAAGAAUUUGUUGGGACAUUUUUAGGUUUAAUGUGUAAACUUAACAAAUUAGCAUGUGAAGAAAAGAAUGACUGGGAAAUGUGAGACAGGAGCCUAUUGACAAUAACACCUUUGAGAACUGCAAUAAGAAGAAAUAGAAAUGGUUGUUUCAGGAUCACGUAGUGCUAACAUCAGCAGGUUUGCGUGAGAGAGUCUGGGUGUCUAAAUGUGUGUGGGCAGACUUGUGAUAAUUUGCUCUAUUCACAAGCUUUAAACAGCUUCACAGAUUCUAACGUGCACUGCUCUUGGACUAUCUAAGGGUAAACCAAGACAAGUGCAAAUCAGGAUCGCAAAGUUUACAAGAAACGCAUAGCAUUACCUUUGCUGUAUCCUGCGUUGUCCAUACUGCAGUGUUAUAUUUUUAAACAAAUCUUCUAAGGAUCUCAGCGUAUCCAGAUCACACUCCCUCCUGGUUUUCUGUUCCCACAUUAGCCACUCAUUUCAAUCAAACACCAGCAGUGUUGAAGGAGGGAUCGUGUACUGAACACAGUGCGAGGUAGAGUAAGGGUAUUCUUCUAAGCACUGCAGGGGGUUCUGUAACACUUGACCUGUUUAAAGAAGGGUUCUUUUAAUGGCUGAUAAAUCAAUUAGUUUGUUUUUCAUAAAGACUGUUGAUCAUGAUGUCAGACACCAAGACAUUUUCCAUGAACCGAAGGCUUUGAUCUGUUUGGAUUUCCCUUUGCUGUGUACAAGAGUGUAUGCAAUAAAAAACAUUGUGUGUGUUGCUUCUCCUACUACUAUUUAGUCGGUGUCUAUGGAGUCAAUGUCAAUUUAAGAUACAGAUCAAAGUCUUUGCAGACCGCUUGUGGUUGUAUAAAGGUGAUUCAUUUUCAUGAUCACUAUGGACAGCUGGUCUAUAAUACAGACUAUACUGUAUAUAGUGGGUUAAACAUUUAGAAAUCAGCUGAAUUUUGUAGUGGACUAAUUGAAGGCAUUUUUAAUUUCUGUCCAAUCCCUGCACCUGUAAUAUGUAUUUACACUGGACAAAAUCCCUACAAAUUAUCCAAUUUUAAAUUCUGCAGAGCAUACUAAUGAAAUUGGACAGGGACCAACACAGUUUAUAUUGAUAUCCAUUAACUUGCAGUAACCAGUUGAGCAUAAGACGCAUUACUGUGUGAUUUAUUUGUAUGCGUGUGUGCUUGCAUAUUAGUGUCUGAGGCAUAUGUAUUGUAUGCCCUACAUAUCGACAGUCCUGUUCGCCAAAUGUAUAUAUAUAUACUGAAUGUUUUGUCCAGGACAUUGAAUAUAAAAUGCACUGAUUAUUGUAUGGAAAUAAAUUUGGAAAUGAU
Messenger RNA from Acipenser ruthenus (sterlet), 5910 nucleotides. RefSeq names its product SH2 domain-containing adapter protein F-like. The transcript is spliced from 7 exons. NCBI's taxonomy places the organism in Eukaryota, Metazoa, Chordata, Actinopteri, Acipenseriformes, Acipenseridae. The record is from RefSeq and is a predicted model, not a curated record. Bases 320 to 1738 code for a protein of 472 amino acids. Gene Ontology annotation, molecular function: phosphotyrosine residue binding.